GACAGCGACCCUUCCCCUCUUCCAGAUCCCAACAGCAGCUUCCCUCCUCCAAAACCCACACCAGUGUAUGAAGGUAGCUUAAAAAUGGAUGCUCACAAAGAAGUUCAGACAUCAGGAGAGCUCAAAUGUGAGCUGUGUGAUUUACCAGCCCCGUACACAUACUGUGGGUGGAUGCCACCAAACUCACAGUCGAUUGUGCUUUUGUGAGAGGCCUAUGUCAUGAAGGAUCCUCUCACCCCUGACAAGGACAUCGUUGGGUCUCAUUGCAGUUUGUGUAGCAGAGUAGUGUGUGUUGGUACAGACUGUAGUCUGUUCUACUCCAAAAGUUUCUGCCUCCCCUGCGUGAAGGAAAACCUAAAGCCCUUUCCUUUGGAAAUACAAGACAUGGAUAAAAGGAAGCCCCAGCAGAAAUCCUGCAAAAAAAACGGAUACAAAGCAUAAAUCUUGAAGGACCAAGAGAGACAUUUCUUUGGCUGGGGUUUCCCCUCUCUCUGCCUGGAGACUAUCAGGUUGCUCCUUUUAAAGAAGUGACCUUCAUCAGCUCACUACUAGAGAGAGCAGCACAUUUCCUUGCCCUUGGCUUGGGUUCAGAUAUCCCCGUGCAGCGCCAGCCACACCAGGGAGCAGCUCUGAGGUGCUGAGGAGCCAGAAAGGAAGGCAGAUGACCCUUCUGUCACCAUGUGAAAUGCUUUCAGUAAGAAACCAGACUGCACAGAGCAUAGGAACCAUGUCCAGAUUUUCACAUUUGCUAUUUUUGUGCUUUGUGUUGUUCUUGACACUCCUACAGUGUUAAGAAAUUCUGAAACAGAUUGAUCUAUCUUAAUUCCGUAUAUACCCAAAAAGUUACUGUACACCAAUUGUUAAUCUGGCAGUGCUGUCCUGGUAAGAUUACAUUAUUCAGGGAAUUUAAAGCUUUUUUUUUUAAGUCUAAAAUAAAAGUGCUGUGGGAAAAUGUCAUAAAUAUAAUACUU
Molecule: messenger RNA, 971 nt
Organism: Cyanistes caeruleus (blue tit)
Lineage: Eukaryota; Metazoa; Chordata; Aves; Passeriformes; Paridae
Source: RefSeq, a predicted model, not a curated record